AUGGCAGAAAAUACACCUCAAUCGUUCCAAUCUCAUCAAAUUAAUGAUCCUAACCUGUCAGCUAGGCUCGGUCGCUACUACAACCUGACGAACAAUUUCACAACACUUUCACAAGUUACAAAGUUACAAGAGGUUAUUCGGAAAGAUCAUAUGAAUACUGAACAAAGGCUGGAGGAAUUCAUAAAGGAAAGCCAUGAAAAACAUAAUGAAGACAUCAGGAAGGUAGAGUUGAAGAAAACGAACCUAACAUCGGCGUUGACAAACUUUCAUACAGCAUUGGAGCAUAUCUCAAUAUCUUCCAAUAAGAGUCUUGAGCUAUCAAAACGGAUUAGGACAGUUGAAAAUGAACGUAAUAAAGUUCAGAUAACUUUGAAGUUUAUUGAAGAUUGUAGACUUUUGAAGUCAAAUAUAUCCGUGAUACAGAAUGCUCUUGAAGACAAAAACUAUCACUUGGCUGCAGAUGCUAUUCAAGAGAUUCGUGGACUACCGCCUCAAGUAAUUAGGUCAGAAUUUGCUAAUAGGGUUGUGCCUUCUAGUGAAAUACCAGAUCCUCCGGCUCAAUUGUUGGACGACUGGACCAUAAAAUUAUCAAAAAUAUUCCAUGAACAGUUCUUGCAUGCUUCUAGAGUCCAAAAUAUGGAACUUUUAACCUCUUAUUUCCAGCUUUUCCCAAAAAUCGGUAAUUCUGAAAUGGGCUUAGAUAUCUACUCCAAACAUGUCUGCAAUAUACUUGCAGAACAAAGCCGUAAGAUUAUGAUGGGCCAGAUCGAUAAACCUCAUAUGUUUUUCUCGCAGGCUUUGCUUCAUUUAUUCAAGACAGUUUCUACUAUCAUUAAUGACCAUUCUAAGAUUAUAACUAAAUCGUACGGUGCCCAAAAUAUGGUCUACGUUAUGGACAAGAUUCAGAAGGAGGCCGAUUUACAAGCGGGGCUAAUAUGGGAUACAUUUAUGGAUACAAGGCGAAUGGACAAAUUACUAGAUGGUAUAAAGAUCUGGGACGAAUCUCGAGGGCAAUGGAACAAACAACAGCAUUUUCAACAGGGAAGUGGACAUUAUUCGGCGGAACAGGACCUGCCUUGUACUCUGAAUGAGUUGUCGUUGCUUGUCAGUGAAUAUUCCGCAAUUUUGCAGAACUGGUCAAUGUAUUGUAGGUUCUUUGCCUUAAUGUGGAACGAAUUCUCUGAGAAACAAGUUGAGUCAUUAGAGAUUCCUGAUAUCUUAUCAACUGGUAAGUUUAACGAAAAAGUAAUCAACUCCUUAGGUCAAUUCGAAAUUCUGGUUAAACACCACUUAUACAGAUCAUUUUCCAAGGCUGUAGAAUUAGAAGAACUUCCAUCCUUGAACAAUUAUUUGGAAAAUACCGAAUAUAAACACGAAGAUUUAUCUAGCUACCCAAUUAGCUCCAUUUUAGAAGAUUUGGUUUUAUUCCUAAGAACUAACCUAAUUGCAACUGUCAACACAGGUCAAACCACUCUCUUAUCUCAUUUCUUAGGCAACCUAAUGGGCUUUAUUCAAUCCGAGUAUUUAAUUAAGGUUUUACAAACGAGAUUGAAAUCAAUUCAGCAGCGGUUAAACUCAUCAUUAACUUUGAAAAAAUAUAUACCCCCUUCAGAACAGACACCUGUUGUGUCAAGGUCUGCAUCACCGAAGCCUCAAGUUCAAGAUACUGGUAGCAAGCUGUCACAAUUUGGGUUUACAUUUAAGAGUGCUGCUACCAAUACAUUUACGAAUUUGCAAUCUAAUUUGCAAUCAGUUUAUACUGAUGAAGACAGCAUCUUGAAGUUACAUCACUGUUUGAUAUACAUCAACACAUUGUCCUUGGGAGAUAUAUUUUUUGAACGAUUACUAAUUAAGGAGAUUCUACAAGACCAGCCUAAACUAUUGUCAAACAAUUUCCCCUUCAAAGAUGAUUCAAAACGAAUGGCAGAUGCAUUAUCUUCACUCUGCAAAAAUAUACAAACCCAAAAUGGAAAAUUAUUGAGAUGGUCGCUCAACCAACUGUUUGAAAACUUGUUGCAAGGGAGGUUGAAGAAAAUGAUGAGUCCACUUUUCAGUAAUGGGAAUGAUGAAGAGUAUAUAUGUACAGCACAUGACUUUGAAAACUUAUCAAAACUACAUCAAUUCGUUGUUCAAUGGAAAACUUUGUUACGCCCAUUUCAAAAUGUCCUGCACAAGGCAACAUACACAAACUUACUAACUAUAAUGGUAGACUGGUUAUGCCAACUAAUCGAAGAUAGAAUCUGGCAAAUUCGCUGCAAUGAGUUGGGUGCAUUAAAGCUGGACAGGGAAUUAAGCAUUUUUAUCACAACUCUAUGUGAACAGCAAUACUUCCUCCGGGAAAAGUUCACUAGAUUAACACAAAUCAUUCUCAUCUUGGGCUUCGACGAUGAUGACAUUGAUAUAACAACACAAGACAUCAAAGAUGAAACUCUUUCAUCUAUAAAUUGGGUCCUGAGUUCACAAGAAAGGAUUAACGCACGGAGUUUGCGCAUGGAUACGAGAAACUAA
Molecule: messenger RNA, 2508 nt
Organism: Eremothecium cymbalariae DBVPG#7215
Lineage: Eukaryota; Fungi; Ascomycota; Saccharomycetes; Saccharomycetales; Saccharomycetaceae
Gene: COG4
Product: Golgi transport complex subunit COG4
Exons: 1
Coding region: 1-2508 (835 amino acids)
Source: RefSeq, a predicted model, not a curated record